UAAAGCACGCCCGAGAUCCCACGCGAAGAAAAUUGAAGAGCGUCCGAGAAUUGAGUAAAAAGAAACCUUGACACAACAAUUAUCGAUUGGUUUACCGACCGACCAACUACUGUGUGUGAACCACAGCAAUUAACUCUGCCACACCAUGUUCCGAUCCAGCGGGGAUGUCUUCAAGGACAACCUCUCGAGUCUCACGGGAAGCCAGCAGGACGAUGAACUCAGCGAUGACGACAACGCGGCUCCRGAAAUGGCUUCGGAGCUCGACGAGGCCAACGAAGAAAUGAUGGAGGAUCCCAGGAAACUAGCCCUGGAGGAGUUAGAAUCCCGUGUGGUCGACGCGCUGGACAAGGUGAUGCAGCACUCGGGGAUGAAAGAACAAGGCAGCAGCAGUGUCCAGGACGAACUCGCUACGAUUUUGCGACCGGUGAUAGAAAUCGCUGCUCAYACGGCACCCAGUAUUGCUCGAACCUACUACCAGGGAGCUCUUUCGGUUGCCGAGGGAGUGGAGGCCUCGUGCGACGAAGUGUAUCAACAAAUUGUCAGUGAUUUGGUGUUGCCGAGCUUGUUCGACAUUGCUCAAACGGAUACGAUUCCUGCGAAACGAAGUGCUAGCCUGGAAUUCUUUCGGACACUCUUCAAAGAAUUCCAAAAGCCCGGAAGCUGGUUGGAUGUGAACUAUAUCAACAGCGCGAAUGCAGGUCCGUAUGGAUCGGGAAACGUGAGCUCAUCGAGCAAGCGCUCGUCUCAUACCCAGCGGCARCCUCCUACACAACUCAAACGGCGGCAGGCUCGACGCAUGCAACGAGAGGGAGAGGUGCUGCGGUAUUGGGUCAAAGCGAGUAUAGCCUGUCUCACCCCGGGAGUAUUUACGGCYGAGGCCUCCGAAAUGACGGUAGCAUCGCGUGGRGUGAUUGCGGCCUCGGCCUCGAUUCGUCCAUCUCUCAAACACAUAGCCCAGCGCAUUCGAGACGCCGAUGAUCGAGGCGCCAACAAGAUAUUUACACCCGUCAUGCAAAUGGUAGAGGGGGUAAGUUUGAUCGUUCGUCUUUCGUCUUUCGUCGUUCGAUUUGUAACGAAGUUUUUCCAACGGAAGCUCAAGGGCGCACUAUGUCUGUUCGUGUCCCUCAUUAUUUCUUUUUCCGUGAUUCCGUGAUGCACAUUUUUUUUUUCUAUUUCCCAUUUUCAAUUAGGUACUCAAAAAACUAUUCUUUUCAACUUCGGAAGCGAGGCAAGGCGACGCUCUCCGAAGCUCUUGUAUCAAGUUUCUUGAAAUUGUUUGGUGCGUGGCCUCUUUCACAUUCGUGUGUCGAAGGAUUUUCUUUUUCUCAUUAUUCUAACGAGCUUCAAUGUUCUCUCCCGCUGCAUUUACUAGCUUGUGUUGUUCCGGCAAACCCCAGGAUUCCUCCUCAAGACGAAAAGAACAUACGGUAAGCUUAUUGGAUGACGUUUGAAAUCGGAAUCAUGAUUAUCAACGGCUCAAAACCUCAUUGCCUUCUUUUUAUUUGUUCUUCAGCGUGACGAUUUUUCGUUGAAAGACCUUCCAGCAGGUCAUCCAAUCAUUACUAGGGAAGCUUUGGAAUCUAUUGCUGAUUACGCAUUUUCCACUUUAAGGGGUCUCACAGUGUUGGGUGGGCAGGUCAAAAUCGAUCGYAAUUUGCUUUCAGAUAUGUUGGUAGGAGAAGUAACGGGGUUGCCAACUGCGCCAGUCCUAUCAAUAUUGAAACCAGCCGCAUUGGCCUACUUGGAGAUUGAAUCGAACCUGCCUUCAAGCGAAGCGGAAAAUGCKUUGGAUAUCAAAAUCGAUAGAUCGUCYCUUGAAUACGACUUUUUCUUGUCGCAAAAGUCAUAUGCAUUGACUGUCAAUGCAAUUGCUGCGCUGGCGGUCAACCGUCCUCUUUUCUUUAAAAGUGGUGCAGUAUGUUUAGCACGACGGUGUGCCGAUCCACCAUCAUAUGUAGRACAAGAUGAGGGGACCUACCACAACAACAACAAUCUAUCAAAAUCUGCAGUAUUGGCGGUUCGGUCGCAUGUGAAGUCCUCUUGUUUGACUCUUUUACGUAAUGCUUUAUCAGUUCAAACAAAAUCGUCUGCUCUUCUUCAUAAAGUUCUUGCGGAAAAGUGUAGUAUGAAAAUUCAAGCCGACAAAGCCCUCGGCAUGGCCGAAACCACCGUAAAACUGAAAACUGCCGGUCGUGCCGCACGUAAUCAAGCGAAAAUUCAUUAUGAAUGGGACACAAGUGCUGCUGAUGAGAGAACAUCAAAAAGAAAACGUGAGACGGAUGAUGCUUUGGCUAAGAUGCGUACAGCCAAGGUUGCACGUGGAUUGGGAAACGGAAUUCAACUCCCAACAUCUACUGUGGAUGCAAUCGAGUUAGUCAUAGAAAAUAUCAAAAAURUUCCAUCCAAACGACCAUUGGACAAAGCGAUUGGUGCAUCCAGGAAGAAGACACCAUUUACAUUGGAUAUUCUUGUAGAYGCCAUAAUGACCAAUGGUGCCUCUUUGRUACAGGAAGAAGGRCGGUGGUAUUCGCGAGAUGGAGGUACUGCCUGGUCCACAACAACUUUGGAAAACGAAGCAGAAAGGAAAUACGAAUUGAAUGUGAAAUUUGUAGAUGGUGGAAAGAGUACAGAAAUUGAAAAAAAGAAAAAGACGUUUGACAGCCAGUGCCAGACGGCGGCAUCCGAAGCUCUUCGUCGCAUUGUUGUAAAUAGCCUGUCGAGUCGYAAUGCUGAAUUAUCAGAUUUUGCAAACGGUGUUGCUGCUCGCUUAUGUUGGACACUCAAAGGUGUUCGUCCCGCUGAAGGUUUGAACCAGGCCCAAGACAUGGCACUGGAUUCGAUUSAAAGUGCCAAAAUGCGCAUUAAGGAUGAAAAGAAACUGGCAACUAUGGACAAACUUGCAGAAUCGUUUCCCCUGGUAACAUCAUGUGUUUCUCUCUCGUCAACUCCCGCUAUUUCAUAUGGCAUGAGUGUUCCUAACUCAGAUGCUGCAUCCUCGUUAAGCACCGCAAUUAUCAAUGAGGCAUACGUUCAAGAUGCAUACCGUGACGAACACGAUGAAGUUGACCAAGACAGUGACUGGAAGUAUGAUACAAGCCUUGAUGUUUUUGUAAGUUCCGUUGUUCACGCAAGCGAAAGAUCCAACGAAAAACCAUCAGACGCGGWSAGAAAGAACGUGGCAACRAAUUCUAGCAACUCGAUGCAACACAAAUUAGGAASUYUUCCUCGUUUGAGCUCGUCGGCUUUAGCCCUGGUCAGUGCUAUGUGUGAUCUCGAUGGCAUAACCAAAAAGGCAGCCGAAGCUUCGCGCAAGAACUCGCAGCAGACUAUUGCAGCGUCUGCUGCACUAAAUGCUGCGAGGCAGGCUGCGGAAAAGAGGGCGAACACUGCUCUUCUUGUUCUUCGCGAUGCUUCUUUUCAGCGGAGUAAUCCAAAAUCUCGAAAAGAUGCGGUUCGAAUAGCUGUUGGUCUGGCAGCUGGACAAGCAAAUGCAAGUAGCAGUUGUGAGGAAAAGGCACUAAAACUUGUCAUAAACAUGCUAUAUCCAAAAUCACAAACUAUUGCAGAUGAUGUUGUCGAAGCUGCUACUGCUGAGCUCAAAACUAUUUGCAGGUUUGCACAGGAAAAUUAUACCAAGAUUCAGAAGGCAAACAGAGAAGCCAAAGAAAAGGAAAGCGAAUCAUCCCACAAGUCUCCAAUGGCACCAGAUAGUGAAGAAGAAAAAGAAGCUAUGGACAACGCUCGGAAGCCAAUYAUCCUUUACAUGGCGCUUUGUAUUAGACGGCCUGUCUUGAUAAAAACGCUUUUUGAACUGAGUUCUGCAGAAAAGGCUGAUGUCGUSUCCAAGACAGUGAGGCAAAACAUGUCAAAACUUGCUCGGGCCACAGGGACUAAACAUGGAGCUUCUGAUGUAGCUCUCAUGGUAGCUGAAGCAUCGACCAGAAAAGAAACAUCUCUGCUGCUGUCAUUUUUGGACGCYCUCGCACCAAUUGGUGAAAAAAAUAUGGUGUCCGAUGAUUUUAUUGAAGCUUGUUACAAGAUUCAGGAAAUGAAGGCUGAGGGUAGCCGCAAGAAUCCUGGAUUCUUGAUCCCAGUGGUUUUUGCUAUAAAGCGACAAGAUCUUAUACCAAAGUUACCAGAAUUUGUUGUGGCCGAUGGUGACGUUUUCAUGGCUGCACUUCGCAAGAUGGCAGAAAGGCUCGGGCGUCAGGCUCUGCUGUUCAGAGACGAGCCCAACGAAGAAGAACCAUCGCUUAAGGGAAUGACUCAUUGCGAACAGUUUGUAUUCUUGCACAAAUUGGAUUUUGAAGCUGCGGGUGUGAAACAGAAAGAAUAUCUUGAUGCUAUCAAAAUGUGUUUGGACAACGAAGAAAUAUUCAACGAUCAAGUUGUGAUGUCAGCUUUGGAUCACAUGAGUGGUGUUUUUUUAACUGGUUCUGAAUCAUUGCCAUUGGCAUUCAUGCGCACGUGUAUUUUGGUCUGCUCAAAGCACGAGAGCUUGCACAACUGGAUUUGUCACACCCUCUUGCCACGAUUGGUCGAUGGCAAGCUUUACGAGGAGUCUAGAUUGUGGGAAGGUUGGAUGCGAUGUGCUAAAAUGCUAGAAAAUCAUGCUGACACUGGAGUGAGUAGUAAGGAAGCAAUUGAUAAACUACCGCCUGCGCAGCUUGCUAUGUACAAUGCGAGGUAUGGGAGCUGAGACAUUCAGUAUAAUUUGURCCGCCUCUUUYCUAGAAUAUUCGAGUUUGAAAAAAUGGUAUAAAACCUGGCUAGUCUA
Messenger RNA from Pseudo-nitzschia multistriata, 4777 nucleotides. Lineage: Eukaryota; Bacillariophyta; Bacillariophyceae; Bacillariales; Bacillariaceae. The record is from the annotation of a GenBank genome assembly.